UUCCCGGAUGUACAGUUCACCCGGUAGCUCGGAAACCUCUAAUUCUAUUUACCUACAGGUGUUCCCACAGUAAACAUAGCGGAUACAACAUCAGAUCGUCUAUAGGUCUUCUAUUUACCUGCAGUUUAACGGUGGUGACGUCAGUACUGUGCUGCUGGGGGAAAUAAAAGUACGGAGAGAGCGGGGCAGCAAGUUUAUCAGGCAGCAGUGUCAGUCGCAACAAAUGGCAGAAUACAUCAGAGACACUAAGUAAAUGAAAUUACGAUAGUCCAAGUGGUAUCUGUUUAGGAUCUCAGAUCGUAACAUCAGCCUUCAAACUAGUUGACGUACCUUUUGGAUUGGAUGUGAGAUACUGGACGUCAUACCCCUUACCCGGAAGAGUUGCAUAGCGGCGGUAUGCUGAUCGGAGACGCACAGGUCCGACGUGGACAACUAUACUGAAGUUCUCAUAUUUAUAACGUGGGUGGAAAUCGCUUGUAUUUAACAUGAAGGACACGAACAAGCUGCGGAUGGCGGAGCAGUUCCUUAAUCACGCCCUGGGGUUCGUCUACCUACUGACUGGGGAGCAAUACUUUAUAACGAAGAAAACUCCUUCACACAGCAGCACGCACCGGCUGAGCGGAGAGGUGCCUAUAAAGUGUGAUGACGUUGCCGUGUAUUUCUCUAUGGAGGAGUGGGACUAUAUAGAGGGACAGAAGAAGAUUUACAAGGAUGUUGUGAUGGAGACUCAGCAAGCACUAAGGACAAUAGAGAUCUCAGGAAAUGAGAGCUCAGGCCACUGUGAGGCUAAUAUAAAUACAGAGUUAAUAUGUGAGAAGGGAGAGUACGAGAGACCUAACAAGCCACUCCCCCAAGGAGAGACCAGUUCUGCUGUCCUUAAAGACGAAUCUGAUGCUGAGGUGGUAUCUUCAGCCGGAGAUCAGCCCGUAAUGAGUCAUCUGGAAGCUCCGCAGCAGGAAAUCUAUAACUGUAUCAGCUCAGAUGGAUCUGUUGUUGAAGUCUUAUUAAAUACUGAACAAAUCGUAGAAUUGACUGUAGAACAUCGUCUGGAAGCUCUGAAGGAGGAAAUCCAUGACCAUACCAGCUCAGGUGAUGUCAAUGUUGCUCAUCAAACCAAAGAUUUGGGGCAGAAAAACUGUGAAGAUAUCAGCACAGUAAAUUCAUUCAAAACGGAGGGAUGUAACGGGGAUGACAUUAAAGAAUCCAGUGCAAUAAUUUAUCUGUCAGAGAAUACAGCAGAAGAUAUAAACACUGAUCCCAUUCAACAAAUUCAAGGAAAACUCACUGACCGAUAUUUACCUAAAGAAUUGUUUCAUAAAAGACAAAAUCUCCAAUCUAAUAAAACAAGGUAUCCCCAACAAAAGCUAAACUUCUAUUGUAACAAUGCACCAUCUACUUCCAUGACUGUUAAUACGCAAGAACCAGCAAAUGGUGUAAAAUGCGUUGGAGGAAUAAAACCUAAAUCAUAUUCUGUACCAAAGCCGUAUGUCUGCCAGAUAUGUGGGAAAGGCUUCUUUCAGCGUUUGCAAUUUGUUAAACACAGUAGAAUUCAUAUGAGGAAAGAUGCACACGUUUGCCAAGUGUGUGGAAUUGCAUUUACUCAAGCCUCUGAUUUGCAUAGACACCACAAAACCCAUACUGGGGAAAGGCCUCACAUUUGUAAUUUAUGUGGCAAAAGGUUCUCAUACAAUUUUAAUUUGGUUACACACCUCAGAACCCACACAGGAGAAAAACCAUAUGUUUGCCAGGAAUGUGGUAAAAGAUUCUCUCAUGGCUCUAGUCUAGGAACGCAUCAGAGAACCCACACAGGAGAAAAACCGUUUGUUUGCCAGGAAUGUGGUAAAGGCUUCUCUCAAGGCUCUAGUUUAGUGACACAUCACAGAACCCAUACAGGAGAAAAGACCUAUGUUCACCAAGAACGUGGUAAAGACUUCUCUUAAUCAUCGAGUUUGUGUGAACAUUACAAAAAGCCAAACAACAAAUCUUAUGACUUCCAGGAAAAUGAAAGAUCGUAUUUGGUUUCACACAUCCCAUGCACAAGAGAGUUCAUAGACCUGACUAUAAGAAACGCAUUCUAAGAAAAUUGUUUCUUUUGCCAGAAAUUGUUUUGCUAAUUAAUUGAACCUAAUUAGGCACCUUCGAUCUUAUAUAUGAAUUUAAUUAAAUGUGUUUUCUUUAGAACUAUAGAAAUCUUGCACGAUAGAAGCUUUCUUGAUUGUCUUUAACACAUUUAUAUUUUAAUAAAUAGGUUUAAAUUGA
Molecule: messenger RNA, 2259 nt
Organism: Bombina bombina (fire-bellied toad)
Lineage: Eukaryota; Metazoa; Chordata; Amphibia; Anura; Bombinatoridae
Product: zinc finger protein 383-like
Exons: 12
Coding region: 486-1940 (484 amino acids)
Biological process (GO): positive regulation of reciprocal meiotic recombination; regulation of DNA-templated transcription
Cellular component (GO): nucleus
Molecular function (GO): histone H3K36 methyltransferase activity; histone H3K4 methyltransferase activity; recombination hotspot binding
Source: RefSeq, a predicted model, not a curated record